AUGGCAAAUACAAGAAAUAAAUCUUUCAAACAAUGUCAGUACAAGCAAAUUCCAGCCAAUCCAAUACGAUUAAUAUUUGAAAUAUUGUUGUGCAUUUUACUUAUAAUACCGGCUGUCAUGUGGGCAACAAUAAAAUUAUUUUAUAAAUCUCCACAAAAAAACAUUAGCGGACAAGUUGUUUUGGUUACCGGGGCCGCUAGGGGUUUGGGCCGCGAGCUUUGCAAAAGGUUUCACACGCUGGGCGCCAAAGUUGCUUGCGUUGACAUCGACGGUGAAGGGUGCGCCGAGACGGCGUUAAUAAUCAAUCGAAAAGGCGGGACGGCGAAGAGUUACAAAGUCGACGUGACCGACCGGCAACAAAUAAAGGCUAUGCACGAGGCCAUUAUGAAAGAACUAGGUCCUGUGGACAUAGUGGUGAACAACGCGGGCAUUGUAUUGGCCCAUAUGUACGUCAAUCCUGAAUCAGAUCAGCUUAUCGAAAAUUUGAUCAACGUCAAUCUCCUUGGACAAAUUUGGAUCAAUAGAGAAUUAUUGCCCUCGAUGUUGGAAAGAAAUCACGGACAAAUUGUUGCUAUAUCAUCUAUGUCAUCGAUGAGUGGAUUGUCUGGAAUAUCUACGUACACAGCCACCAAAUGGGCGACAAAUGGCAUGAUGGAGAGUUUGUAUAAUGAACUGAGAGAAUUGAAAUCAGCCGUCGUGUCAACAACGGUGUGUCCGUACUUUAUAGAGACUAAUCCGGAAAUAUCUAAACAUUUAAAGCUCAGAUUACCAGAAAUGCCCACGUCUUUUGUUGGUGAAAUCGUUAUAAAUGGUAUACUAGAAAAUCGAAGAAUUUUUUCAGUUCCCAAUCACUUUAUGUUUCCGGUUAAACUUGUAAGAAUAUUACCCGAUAACCUACAGCGGUUAAUCAACAGAAUAUUUUAUGUGAAUAUCAUUGGAUUUCCAAAAGAUAUAGAAUUGAUGAACAGAUAUCGGCAAUAG
This is a messenger RNA of Rhopalosiphum maidis (corn leaf aphid), 981 nucleotides long. RefSeq names its product 17-beta-hydroxysteroid dehydrogenase 13-like. Lineage: Eukaryota; Metazoa; Arthropoda; Insecta; Hemiptera; Aphididae. The record is from RefSeq and is a predicted model, not a curated record. Bases 1 to 981 code for a protein of 326 amino acids. Gene Ontology annotation, cellular component: lipid droplet. The transcript is spliced from 6 exons. Gene Ontology annotation, molecular function: oxidoreductase activity, acting on the CH-OH group of donors, NAD or NADP as acceptor.